UGUACGACUCGAAUGCCGCGCGGGUCGUCCCUGCGCGUCACGUUAGCGAGUGUGUUCAAAAUCCGCUGGCUACGUCUGCCUUCUGAAAGUACUGGUAACCAGAAUGUACUAAAAAAAAGUUUAAUCGAGAAGACAUCUUCCUCUUUUUUAUUUAAUCGAUUGUACGGGAACAUCUGUUAUAAGAUAAUUCCUUAAAUGGCGGAAGAAGUGUUAUUAACGGCCCCAGGGAAAAUUACGUCGCACCUGACCUCCUCCCUGCUGGCUGUGGCCUUCCUCACCUCCUUCGGCAGCUCCAUGCUCUACGGCUUCAACCUGGCAGUGGUCAAUUCUCCUGCAGGAUACAUUAAGGACUUCUAUAACCGCACCACGGUGAGCCGCAAUGGCACGGGCAUGAGCCAGGAGGCGCUCACGCUCCUGUACUCCCUCACCGUGUCCGUCUUCGCCAUCGGGGGGCUGGUGGGCUCCCUCAUGGUCGGCAUGCUGGUCACCAGAUUUGGGAGGAAGGGCACUGUGUUGAACUCCACGGUGCUCGUCUUCAUCGCUGGCUCGCUGAUGGGGUUCAGCCGGAUAUGCGACUCCCCAGAAAUGGUCAUCUUAGGCCGCUUUAUCACAGGAAUACACUCAGGGAUCGCGCUCAGUGUGGUGCCCAUGUACCUCGGAGAGAUCGCUCCCAAAAAUCUGAGGGGGUUCCUGGGCCUCAUGCCCAGCAUCUUCAUCUGCGUUGGGGUGUUCACCGCCCAGAUUCUGGGGCUCCAUGAGUUACUGGGACAGGAGGAGUACUGGCCUUUAUUCCUGGCUCUGGUGGUGAUACCCACUUUCAUCCAGUUGAUGCUGUUGCCAUGGUUCCCAGAAAGCCCCCGGUACUUGCUGAUAGAGAAGCACAAUGUCCAUGCCACCAUAACAGCGCUCAAGUGGUACCGCGCCAAGUGCAACCUGCAGGCGGAGAUCGAGGAGAUGCAGGAGGAGCAGCGCUCGCUGUCCUCGGUGCGGACGGUGUCCGUGCGGCGCCUCCUGGUGGACUCCUCCGUGCGCUGGCAGGUCCUCUCCGUGGUGGUCAUCAACAUCGGCAUGCAGCUGUCCGGCAUCGACGCGAUCUGGUUCUACACCAAUGACAUCUUUGAGAAAGCUGGAAUCCCCGCCCCUCAGAUCCAGUACACCACAGUCGGGACAGGAGCCAUCGAGGUGGUCGCAGGCCUCAUUGGGUGUUUCACCAUCGAACAUCUGGGCAGGAGGCCGCUGAUAAUCGGAGGCUUUGGGUUCAUGGGACUGUGCUGUGCUGGGAUCACGUUCUCUCUGGUCCUGCAGGAGCACGUCUCUGUCAUGCGCUACGUGAGCGUUGCCUGUGUGGUGGGGAUCAUCGCUGGGUUCUGUAUAGGGCCAGCGGGUGUCCCGUUCCUGAUCACGGCAGAGCUGUUUAAGCAGUCUCACCGUCCCGCUGCCUACACCGUGGGGGGGGCCCUCAACUGGAUGUCCAACUUCACUGUGGGCUUCGUGUUUCCCUUCCUGCAGAUGUCGGCCGGGGCCUACUGCUACCUCGUCUUCUCUGGGGUCUGUCUGGCCGUGGCGACCUAUGUGUUCUUCAUCAUCCCUGAGACUAAGAACAAGACCUUCAUGGAGAUCAGCCAGCUCUUUGCCUCCAAGGAGCCUGUGAUGGAGAGCCAGGGGCCCGGGAACUCUGACCAGCUCAAGCUCCGGAAGAUGAACGGCUAUGGAGCCCUGGAGAACGGAUCUGUGGAGUUCGACAGCUCUAUGUCCUGUCCCUGA
Molecule: messenger RNA, 1764 nt
Organism: Anguilla anguilla (European eel)
Lineage: Eukaryota; Metazoa; Chordata; Actinopteri; Anguilliformes; Anguillidae
Gene: slc2a15a
Product: solute carrier family 2 member 15a
Exons: 12
Coding region: 196-1764 (522 amino acids)
Biological process (GO): monosaccharide transmembrane transport
Cellular component (GO): membrane
Molecular function (GO): hexose transmembrane transporter activity
Source: RefSeq, a predicted model, not a curated record